Miscanthus lutarioriparius is the source of this 2493-nucleotide messenger RNA. The record is from the annotation of a GenBank genome assembly. Lineage: Eukaryota; Viridiplantae; Streptophyta; Magnoliopsida; Poales; Poaceae.
AUGGGCGGUCCGGGCCAGCAGGUGGUGGGCGCGUCGCUGCUCCGGACGAGCUCCAGCCUCCUCGGCGGCGGCGGCGGCGGCGGUGGCGGCGUUGGCGCCGGUGGCCAGCCCGGGAUGGGGAUGGGGAUGGGCGGCGGCGGGGUGCUCCCGUCGCAGUCGCCCUUCUCGUCCCUCGUCUCGCCGCGCACGCAGUAUGGCGGCGGCGGCGGUGGCGUCGGGAACGGCUUGCUGGCGGGCGCGUCCAGUGUCGCGUCCAUGCUCAGCAGGCAGCAGUCGUAUGGGAAUGGGGGGACGGGGGCAAUGCCGGGCAGCGGUGCCGGUCUCCCCAUCGGUGGGAUGCAGCACAGAGGCGGCCUUGAUGGCGUUGGUGAUUUGGUUGGCACUGGAGGGCCCGAUUCCAUGGUGUUCUCGUCCUCUGGCCCUGGUAGUUUGGGCAACCAGCUUGGUGCCGACGGCUUACAGCAGCAGCAGCAGCAGCUGGAUGCACCGCAAGAUUCACAAAAUCAACAACAGCAGCAACAGCAAAUGUUAAUGGCAUAUAAUCAGCAGCAUAUGAUGCCACAAACUCAGCAGCAGCAGCAGCCGCAGCUGCAGCCUGCGGUGAAGUUGGAGAACGGAGGCGUCCUUGGUGGGGUCAAACUGGAGCAGCAGAUGGGGCAGCCUGAUCAGAGUGUUUCCACACAGAUGCUGCGCAGUUCGAGUGGUGGUGUGAAGCUCGAGCCGCAGUUGCAAGCGUUGAGAAGCUUGGGUGCUGUCAAGAUGGAGCACCAAAGCUCAGACCCAUCUGUGUUCCUACAGCAGCAACAGCAGCAGCAGCAGCAUAUGUUGCAGCUGUCUAAGCAGAGCCCUCAGGCUGCAGCUACUCAGUUGAGCCUCCUGCAACAGCAGCAGCGGUUCUUGCAGCUGCAGCAGCAACAGCAACAACAGCAGCAGAUUCUCAAGAACCUGCCUUUGCAGAGGAACCAAUUGCAGCAACAGCAACAGCAGCAGCAGCAGCAACAACAGCAACAUCAGCACCAACAGUUGCUUCGUCAACAAAGUCUAAAUAUGCGAACUGGUAAAACACCUGCUUAUGAACCAGGGACCUGUGCAAAGAGAUUGACACAUUACAUGUAUCACCAGCAAAACAGGCCACAGGACAAUAACAUCGAGUACUGGAGAAACUUUGUCAAUGAAUACUUUGCCCCAAGUGCCAAGAAGAGGUGGAUGUUUGGCAUUGUGAGAUAUGCAAUAGGAAGCCAGGGCGAGGUUUUGAUUGCAUCGUGGGAGUUCUGUGCCCGGCGUCAUGAGGAACUUAUUCCUCGGAGAUCAAUCAUACCACAGGUCAGUCAACUUGGUGCUGUGGUGCAAAAGUAUCAGUCUUCCGUUCAAAGUUCGGCAUCACUCUCAAGUCAGGAUUUGCAAAACAAUUGUAACUCGUUUGUCGCAUGUGCUCGCCAGUUGGCUAAGGCACUGGAAGUGCCAUUGGUAAAUGAUUUAGGAUACACGAAAAGAUAUGUCCGCUGCCUCCAGAUUGCAGAGGUGGUCAAUUGUAUGAAAGAUUUGAUCGAUCACAGCAGGCAGACUGGGUCUGGUCCAAUAGAGAGCUUGCAUAAAUUCCCUAGGAGGGGGAAUUCAGGGGUUAGUUCUGUUCAAGCCCAGCAGCCAUAUGAGGAGCAGAAACCUGUUCCACAGAAUUCUAACCAGAGUGGUCAAAAUUCUGCUCCUGCAACUGGAAUUCAAGUCUCUGCCUCUGUCAAUGGUGAUGCUACGUCAAACAAUUCACUCAAUUGUGCACCAUCUACUUCCGCACCAUCUUCUUCAUCUGUUGUUGGUCUCCUCCAAGGCUCAGUAAGUGGCAGACAAGACCAUCCAACAAGCAGUGGCAAUGGUCUGUAUAAUGGUGGAAACAGUGCUUCAGUUGCUAAGGCCAACUCAACGAAUUCCAUGCUAUCAAAUGGACCAGCGUCGUUUCCUUCGCCAGCACCCUCAGCAUCAAAUGGCAAUAUGAUGCCUGCUCCUCAGCACUCAAGCCAAAUGAAUUCGCCAACCAUGUCAUCAAACCCACCUCCUAUGCAAACACCUACAAGUCGACCUCAGGAACCUGAGCCAAAUGAGUCUCAAAGCUCGGUCCAGAGGAUAUUGCAUGACUUGAUGAUGCAAUCCCAUAUUAAUGGUGUUGGACCAGUGGGAAGCGAUAUGAGGAGAGCAAACACAAUUACUCCUGGUCUGAAUGGUGUCAACUCCUUAGUUGGUAACCCUAUGACAAAUAACCCUGGAAUCAAUGGAAUGGGAUUUGGGGCUCUGGGUGGCCUUGGUCAACAAAUGAGAACAGCAAUGGGGAACAAUGCAUUGGCAAUGAAUGGAAGGACCGGGAUGAAUCAUAGUUCGCAUGACCUGACACAGUUGAGCCACCAGCAGCAACAGCGAGAUUUAGGAAACCAAUUGCUUGGGGGCCUUAGAGCUGCAAACAGCUUCAAUAACCUUCAAUACGACUGGAAGUCGGCUCAGUAG